Paralichthys olivaceus (Japanese flounder) is the source of this 8053-nucleotide messenger RNA. RefSeq names its product zinc finger protein 516. The record is from RefSeq and is a predicted model, not a curated record. Gene Ontology annotation, molecular function: RNA polymerase II cis-regulatory region sequence-specific DNA binding; DNA-binding transcription factor activity, RNA polymerase II-specific. Gene Ontology annotation, biological process: regulation of DNA-templated transcription. Gene Ontology annotation, cellular component: nucleus. NCBI's taxonomy places the organism in Eukaryota, Metazoa, Chordata, Actinopteri, Pleuronectiformes, Paralichthyidae.
GUGUGUGUGAGAGAGAGAGAAGAGAGAGAGAGAGUGUGUGUGAGGGACAGAGUCCUCAGAGCUCCGCUGUGUUUUAACCGGUGGAUGAUAUACAUGCAGGCUGCACUACAGAGAGCUCACUGUUACAUGACCUGAAAGCUGCUGAUUCAUAAGAGGAUGAAGGAGAGACACCAGUGAAAUGAAUAAUAGAAGUUUGGAGAACAGUGACUCAAAAACCUCUCAAAACUUCUGCUACUGACAGAAUGAUGACCUGAAACUGAGAGAGAACUUUCACUUAAUUCUGAGAAAGAAAAUCUCAGGCUUACAUUUUGUUCUAGGCCUUUGUUAGCCUGAAAAUAGGUUCAACAUCUUUGUAAAUGUUCAAUGAAAGUGCUAGAUGAAGAUGGAUUGAUGGUAUGGCACUGGAGAGAGUGCUGAAUGAGCUGCUGCGUUAGCGGCUGGAUUUCUGGAUGCCUAGAGGUAGAUAGCAAUUUAACUGAUCAAUCAGGGCACUCUAGACACCUCUAGAUGUUCAACUGCAGAUAGCAGAGUUUUCAAGUUUUAUUUUCACUUGUGAGAGGCCAGAAAGAUAAAGCAGAUUAGUACCAUGAAUACUAGAGACAGUGUGGAGGUGAUGGAGACCCAGGCUGCAGGUCAAAAGGAAAAGCUGGUGAGAGACAAGGCCAAUCCUGCGAAUGAGAUUGAGGGUGAGGACGACAAAAUCCCUGGGAGUUUCGACUGUAAUGUCUGCGGACGCAGCUUCCCCUUCCUCAGCUCUUUGUCGCAGCAUAUGAGACGCCACACUGGUGCACGACCUUACAAAUGCCCCUACUGUGACCACAGGGCAUCUCAGAAAGGGAACCUCAAAGUUCACAUUCGCAGCCAUAAACUAGGCACACUCUCCAGCCAUCACACCAAUGAGGAUGAAGAAGGUGGGGCCGAGGAGGAGGAGAUGAGUGUUUCUGAGGGUCUCGAAGGAGGUACGAGUCCAACUAAAAGUAGCUCUGCCUGCAACCGGAUGAUCAAUGGGGAUAGUGUUGAGGAGAGUAGGAGGAAAGUGCCUGCAAGGAGCAUGAAAAGAGAGAAGUCUGUUACUGACCAGCGGCCUUACUGUUGCCGUCUCUGUGGUUAUGAGGCCCAGCGAGAAGAUCAGCUCCUCAGCCACAUUGAAAAGGUUCACAUCACAGCAGACGCAGAAGAAGAGACGACUGUGAAGGAAGAGGCUGUGACUGAACCUGAUUCCAAGGGUGAAGCCCAGGGUGAUGGGUCCUUCCCCUGUGAGACCUGUGGCCAAAUCUUCAGCCAAGCCUGGUUUCUGAAGUCGCACAUGAAGAAACACGCAGGGGUCCUGGACCACUGCUGUCGUAUUUGUGGACGACGGUUCCGCGAAGCUUGGUUUCUCAAAUCUCACAUGAAAACACACAACACCAAAUCUAGGUCACGGUCAAAAGCAGAAUCAGCUGAGCAACCGGCCACCAUCAACGAUGUAGCCCAGGAUCCUGAUAUUGUUUCUGGCUCUGUAACAUCAAUCUAUCAAAUGUGCUCUAAAUGUGGGAACCUGUUUCACACCAAAGAGAGCCUGAGAGUCCAUGAAAAGGUUCAUGGUGUCAACUGUGGCAGGAAGUCCCAGAGCCAAUGCAGAGCCAGUGAUGAUGAGGACUCGCCAGCUGCUAAAAGACGUUUUCUUGACUAUUUAAACAUCCGACCUGUUGAGGAAAAGACCCCGGACGAGGGCAGGGAAGGUGAGACGAUUCUGGGCCAAAGAAUCCUUGAGCUAGAUCCAGUUUGCAGCUACCAGGCCUGGCAAUUAGCCACUAAAGGAAGAGUUGUGGAGCCAGUGGAGCCUAAUUACAAGGCCUCCUAUGGGGGAGGAAGUAUGGGGGAGGAUGCCCUUGCUGGAGCCGCUGUGGUCUUUGAGAGGGAGAGCAGUCGUUAUGUCCUACAAGGUCAGGAGAAGCGCAGCUCAGGCAGACGCAGCAGCUCUGGCUUGGGAAGUCAUGGCUCUUCAGGGGACCGGACGCCAGAGAACCUCAGUGACUCUGAGUACCGGCCAUCGUCUCGCCAUGACCGUCGACGGUCAUCCCAGUCGCAGGCUUCCUCCAAGUCCAACGAGUGCUUUGAGUGCGGCAAGGUGUUCCGCAGUCGUCACCAGAUGAUCGUCCACCAGCGGGUCCACAGGAAGGACGGAGGCAGGGCGUCCGCGGGAGACAAGGAAAGAACUGCAAGGGAUGACCGAUGGGGCUCCACCAGUGAUCCAGAGUCAGGCUCCCCCAGUCGGCCCUGCACCCCGGGGUACGGAGACUCUCCACCGGCCUCUACCCUGGGAGAUCAGGCCUCAGAGAUGGGUACUGCAAACUCUGGAGGGUUUUCAGAUGAGAAGCCUUACAUCUGCAGCCUGUGUGACUUUGUUACCUCCGAGUCGCAGGCUUAUCUGACUCAUGUUCGUGUCAAACACCCGCCCGCCCCUGAAGACAGACCCAGCCCCAGCCCCAGCCCCAGCUCCAGCUCGGACAGAGGCACACCCAGCGGUUAUCCCAAGCUGAAGAAAGCUCUUCUCCAGGGGCUGAAAAAGUCAGCAUCCCCUUCGGCUUACCUCUCUGCUCGAUCGUCCCCGCUCGACCCCAGCAUGACCCCUGUGGAUCUGUGUGUGAGGGCUGAAGGCAUGAGGGGGAUAGCCUCCCUCACCUUGGACAGGAAGAGCCUCCCUAGCCACAAGUGCUCCUUCUGCUCCCACUCCACCCGCUAUCCUGAGGUGCUCUGGAUGCACCAGACUGUGGCUCACCGCAUCAACAGCAGUAGCUCCAAUCUGGCUCCUAAAUGGGCCUUUAAGAAUAACUCAAAGGGCUCCAGGGAGGGCUCGCUAUCCUCCAGGAGACGCACCGGUCCCCCGCCAGUCUUGGAGGGUAAAGAGUGUCCACCACUGCCUCCACUGAUCCGCACCCAACGCACCCAGCCCCCAACCUACUCUAGUGAGGUGCUGAAGAAGAACAAGCCAGCAAGUCACGCAGCCACGCCAUCAUCAUCAUCAUCAUCAUCGUCAUCAUCCUCUACCCCCUCCUCGUCGUUCUCCAGGGGUUCCUCGUCGUCCUCGGGCACCCAUGCAGGGAGAGUCCCUGUGCGGCCAGGCGGCAGUGCCAGCAGCAGCAUCAGGCACACUGAGGACCAGAGUAAUCCGUCUCGCAUCAGACCCAAAGUGGAUAUUUACCCAAGGGGGAGUUCGCUGUCAUCCUCAGGCUCCAAAGAGAAGAGCAGCAGCGCCCUCUCACAUUCCUCAGCACCGAGCCCCAGCUCUGCCUCAGUUUCCAGGAUGGCCGACCACUACUUAAUGCCUCAAGAGGGCCUCGGCUUCAUGCUGUCCAGCAAACAUGGCCUUGCCGAGUACAGCCGCGCUAGGGGCUCCCCUCAUCAGCCACUUUAUAACUCCCACAGCCAGGCCCGGGCUAACGCCACAAGGCCCAGCACCAUCACCCAUAGCUCCUCAGCGGGACACAACUAUGGAGCCCCCCAGGCACACAGAGGCACUCUGCAUAAUUCCGCCCCCUCCUCUACUUCUACUUCAUUGCCUUUGGAGUCUCGUGGAGAUGUGAAACAGGAGCCAAUCGCUGAGACGCCGGAGAUGCCAAAUGACGUCCUCAGCUUCCUCAAAAACUACAGCCCCCAAGAUCUGGCCACUUUAUACCACCGCUGGGGUGCAGCCAACGCCCUGAUGGAUCCCACUGGGAUGCUGAGGUCUCUCAUGCGACAGGGGCAGUAUAUCUGCAACGAGUGUGGGAAGAGCUUCAGUCAGCCGAGCCACCUGCGCACGCACAUGAGAUCCCAUACAGUUGGGUUUGAUUUUAACGGACUCCACAGAGGUACUGACGCUCACACCACCGCUUCUGAAGCUCCCAAACAAGGGAGAGGCCAUUCUGCUGCCAGCUCUGCCCAUACCGAGCCUCUCAGAAAGGGAACCUAAAGACGCACGUCCAGAGUGUCCACCAUAUGCCUUUUGACAACAGCCUGUACCCAGACACACGGAGCUUGCCACUGAGCCAGGAGGAACGAGGAGCGCUGGCUGCCAAACGCCCACCAACGCCACAACAACAACAAUAACAAUCUCCUCUGGACGUACUGUGAUCUGGUUGUGGGGGCCAGCUUAGUCAGGGAAUCAAACAACUUCAAAACACAGCCACCACUCAUAGAAAUCUGCAAAUAGGACCCAAGACACAUGAUUGACUUUUUGAGCCUCUUCUCUCCACUGAUUAUCCUCAAAUGGCCAGAGAAGAAAUGUAUACAAUGAAGUUUCUCGUGAUUUUUUUUUAAAUACUUUUCUUUUUGUUAAGAAGCUAGUUAAAGCUGUGCUAGGCAGUUGUAAAAGCAGAAAAUUGGGCCACAGAAGGAAGAAAGAAUUCACAGAAAGGAACUCGCCAACGUUUGCUCUUUUUAGUGUGAAGUUUGGCAAAAUAAGGAAAGUUGUGUUUAGUUACAUGAACGUAAAAGGAUGUCCGAACAAAGAGGUCCUCAGAACUGAAAUCAUUACCUCUUGCUGCCAUUUUGGAGGCACCACCACCUGCUUACUGCAGCUCGGCAAGAGGCAAACAUAUUUGUGAAAAGAAGAAAAGAUGCAUCUGCAUUUUAAUAGAGGACUGAGGCAUUGCAUGGCUGCUGUAGUCGACCCCUUCCCACAUUAUUUUCUAGCGUUGCUGAAUGAGUUUGUGCGUUCCUCAGGACACCAAUAACCCAGGAGAUGACACGAGAGAGGAGAGGAUGCUUUACCCUUCAUCAACAGUCAACUGACACAUUGCGAGUGCGUCUCCUCUGGGCUCUAAGUCAUGAAGAUGGAGAUUUCUUUGUCUGUGUGUGUGUGUGUGUGUGUGUGUGUGUGUGUGUGUGUGUGUGUGUGUGUGUGCGUGCGUGUGUGUGCGUGUUUAACUCACUUCCUUCCACUCCAGAAUGCAGUGACCACUCUGAGGCUGCACAGCUGAUGAUUAGAGAGAGGGAGACUGUGUUGAAGAGAGGUAGGAUUACAGACAGAGAGAGAGAACGCUAAUGGGGGUGUCUGCUUUAGUGCUCAUUAAAAAGAGUGUGCGUUUUUAAUAGCCAAUAUAAAAGAGCGUACCACUUUUAUGGUCAUUCAAUUAUUGUCCAUUUAAGAGGAAGGAACUGAGAGGAGGCAGUUUUCCUCCAUAACUCCAUCAUAUUGAGGAGUGUUUCCCUCACCGACACGUCUGACUUUGAACUAGACAGAACAGAGGGAGUGGCAGGAACUCGGACAGAUCAAGCUCCAGCUUGUCUACAGUAGAUGCAAAGGACAACAAGGUACUGCUAACGUUAGUUCGAAAAGAUGCAUCUUGAUAUUUCCCAUCACUAAAGGGCAACUCUCACCUUUUGGCUUGUCCAGCCCUAAUCUUUGGUACCAAAAUCUUGUUAGUCUUUUUGUUAGAAAGCACUCUUGGGUCCCGUAACAGGGUUGCAUUGUAAUCCGAAGGGGUCAAAAGAUAGACCCUUAACAUUUUCUACAAAAAUUGUUUUAUUUAGUCAGAAAUUUCUUUUCCCUUUUUUUUGAAAUUGUAAAAUAUCUAAUAACAUUUUCAAAUGACCCAAUUGAAGAUAGGGAACCCUACGGAGCCCCAGACUGCUGAUAUUUUUCAAGUUAAUAUCUGCACAGUAAAGACAUUAAUUGCUUAUGCUUUAACCAGAAAGGUAAACUGCUUUUAUCACUUGUCUUUUUCAUUUUGAAACAUUGCAGCUUUAUUUGCUUAAUUUGGACAGUUUAAAAUAAAAAUAAAAUUCUAAAUAAAACUUGAUUAGCUGAGUUCUCUGCAUCAUGGUUGCUGUGUGUAUCGUAAAUGAAUAUACAUCUGAAUUUUUAGUUAAUAAUGUUGUGUGCGCAAAAUUUCACCAUUUGGCACUUUAGGGACUUAGCUCAUACUGAAAUGCGGAUGUUUACCAAACUGUCCAUCUAUUACUUUAAAACCGUCACAUUCAUAUCGUACAACAUGUACAUGUAUAUUAGCGAGCACAUCUGACAUAACAAAUAACCAGUAAUUCAGAGCUGAGUUUGUCACUAAAUCAUUUAAGCAGAUGCCACAAGUCUUACUCUUUGUCCAUACUAAUGCGGAUAUUUUUGGAAAAUCUUCUCUGGUAUUUGGCAGGUUGUUGAUAUAGCCUUUUUUGCCACCUACUGACCUGGCAUGCUUGUUUGAGUGUUUCAAUCGUUUCUGUUUUCUCGUCUGGAUGGAGAUAUUUUGUAAAACAAGGGUCAUGUGUAUGGGAAAAUAUCCAUAAAGAUAGCUGCAGUAGUGUAGACAAGGCCCUCAUUCCUGAGUUGAGAUGAGAUGAUUUGCAUUUUAGAAAGAAAGAAAGAAAUAGGUCAGAGAGAGAGAGAAAGAAAGAGAGAGAGAGCAGCCAUAGGUCAGGAGGUCAGGCUUCCACAGAGUUCAGGGAUAAAUACACAAGUUGGACACAUUUAGAGGCCUAUUAAACUGUAGCGCCAUCACAGCCUUAACACAGGUGUGUGUGUGUGAGAGUGCAUCAAUGCAUGUGUAGGUGCGUUCUUUUCAAACCUCUCCAUACUGUGUAAGAGGUUCACUCGCUCCUGUGUACGCCAGCCUCCCUCUAGAUGCUUUUGUGCACCAGCCUACCUCCUCUGCAAUGAAAGCCUGUUUUAGGUUUCUGUCGGCUGGUUAUAAAGGUAUAGAACUGCUCUUUGCGAGGAUGAAAUGUUCUUUUCUUUGGUGUCCUGUGCUUAGUUUUCCUCCCCUCAGCGGUCUGUGAGAUUGAAUAAGCCAUGCAUUGACACGCUGGGGGAAAAGAAGAAGUAGAAGAAGUAAAAGCAAGGUAGUUCAAAGUAGCUUUGGCUCGAAAAAACAAGAGUAAAACUGUCGAUGUGCCGAGACCUUUUUUUCUCUGUACACGUAAAAAUCAAAAUUCACAUCAGUUGAAGUCUAUACGGAGAAAACAGAGUACUGUACUUCCCAUCUAUUUUGAGACCUCAGACGUUUUUACAGGAUGAUAGCAUGGUCGCUAUACCAGAGGGUUGUUUAGAUAUGCAUACAAUAUUGUGUGCUUGAUUAUGCCUAAUAAUACACAUACAGUGUGUAUAUUGAAGGUGUGGGUAGUGAAAAUACUUGAAAAGGAUACUCUAACCUUUGUGGUAGUGUACUACUAAUACCAAUGUACAGAAUUCCCUUUAAGAUUAACUCCUCAGUUAUGAGUUUGUACUCCGAAGUGUGACUUAGAAAAACUAUGAAGUGGGAGUGAGUGUAUGUAAUAUAAGCUGUAUAUCUGUAAUCCACUUUUACCAAACCCUUUAUAUACAGCAGUAGAAACCAAAUGGCAUUACUAGUGCACUUAGACUAGGUUACUGCUUUAACUGUUCUCAUUUUGUCCAGUUCUAGCUGCAAGGUUUCUUUGAGAAUGUCUCUUUAAUGGUGCCGGCUAACACACUGCAACGUCAUUUCUGUUCUAGAAGCUUUAGGACGAUUCCUGUUGAUUUUAAUGGCGAACGAUUUGUUCCGUGACGGCGGUGCGGCACAGCUUUUUCGCUAAGUCUCCUCAUGGGAAGUAAGAUAAUGCUAGGUGCAUCAGGCAAUGCUUAUUUUUUCACAAAGAUGUAAGAGUGUGUUUUUAGUCUUUCUCUUUGCUAAACUGUAGGAUUUGUUCAGUAGCUAGUCAUGGCUGCCCUCCCAGGCACUGGCAGGUGUUGUUCUUUUUCUUUUGGUUGUUUUUUUUUUUUUUUUAUCAUGCCUCUUAAAUUGUAUUAUUUGUGUCCUUGUUGCUUUUUUUAUUUGCUAUGAACUUCAUGAGUAAUUUACCUUAGAAGACAUUAUUAUUAUUCCAAAUGUAUUUGGUUGAUAUCUGUAUUUAUUAUCACUUCAAAAAGGAUAAGACAGAGGCAGACAGGAGUGUUUGUUUUCAUUUGAUUUUUCUGGGGUUUUUGUUUUUCUGUCGUUUUAUAACGUGUUGUUUUCAAGCCAGCAAGCCGAUGUGAAAGCUCUACCUCGUCUGAGCCAUUCUCAGUUCUGUUACACUUUUGUACAUCAUUUCAAAAAGAUGUAAUGUCAUGUCCACAAUAAAGACACAGAAAAUGCCA